Austrofundulus limnaeus is the source of this 1845-nucleotide messenger RNA. It is a transcript of the gene mif4gdb, whose product is annotated as MIF4G domain containing b. The transcript has 6 exons. Gene Ontology annotation, biological process: regulation of translational initiation. Gene Ontology annotation, molecular function: protein binding; RNA binding; translation activator activity. The coding region runs from base 137 to 802 and encodes 221 amino acids. Gene Ontology annotation, cellular component: cytosol. Lineage: Eukaryota; Metazoa; Chordata; Actinopteri; Cyprinodontiformes; Rivulidae. The record is from RefSeq and is a predicted model, not a curated record.
AGCGACUUAUCUUUACCUUUAUACUUGCUCUUCGAAAGCCUGUUGGUUUGGAUGUGUAGCGCUGGUGGUAUGGUUAACUCAGAUGCUUUAAACAGUGUGACAACUCCCAGGUGUUUAUUAUCUUCUACCAUCUAUAAUGGAAAACUCCACUGAUGACUACAGAAUUCAGUCAUUUGACCCAGACUCACAGAUAUUACUGAAAACUGCUUUGAAAGAUCCAAGUUCUGUGAACCUGGAGAAAGUGUCCAACAUAAUUGUGGAUCAGUCUUUAAAGGAUGCUGUGUUCAGCAAAGAGGCCGGACGGAUUUGUUACACAAUUGUGCAGGCUGAGGCCAAAGAGAGCAGUGGAAAUAUUUUCAGAAAGCACCUGUUGAACCGACUCCAGCAGGAGUUUAACAAGCGUAAAGAAACGAGGUCGCGCUCRGUGCAGGAGUGGGUGUGCUUCGUCACCUUCAUCUGUAACAUCUUUGACUACCUCAAGGUGAACAACAUGCCGAUGGCGGCUCUGGUCCAUCCCGUGUAUGACUGUCUCAUGAGGCUGGCCCACCCUGAUGCUUUAACAAACGAGGAGGAGGUGGAUUGCCUGGUGCUGCAGCUGCAUCGGAUCGGAGAGCAGCUGGAGAAGGCCAACAGCCAGCGGAUGGACGAGCUGUUCUUCCUGCUGCGGGACGGGUUCCUUCUUCAGGAGGGCCUCACCUCCAUGACCCGCCUGCUGCUGCUGGAGAUCUUAGAGUUUCGAGCCGGAGGCUGGGUGCUCAGCGGCACGGCCCACAAAUAUUACUACAGUGAAAUCGCUGAGUGAGCAAACAGACGGGGUGGGUGCUGAGCCCAUCCGAUCAUUCCACGAUUAUAAAACCAGCAGCUUUAUUGUGAAAAGCAACAUAUUACAGGUAAUCUGAGCGGAGCUUUAAGAUGGUUUGAAACCUGUUAAAAACAACUUUUUGAUUUUGCUGGAUAGUUUCUUUUUUUUGCAUUUGGUCAUAAUUGAUGUGAAAUGUGCAAUAGUUAAAGCUUUCAGUUUCAGUUACGAAGCUUUAAUUACUUUUGGUUGAAAAGAUGUUUGUCUUAAAGGUUCACUCAGGACUGAAAAAAAACUUCUUAUACAUUUGCGUUUUUAGAAAUAUUUUCUUUACCAAAUUUGAAGAAGUUUGAGGAAUCAUUCUAGUCAGAUGUUGCUUUACUUUCUUAUUCUUGUUUACAGUUCAAAUGUACUUUAUCCUCAUGAGGAGUUAUGUGAAGUCUUUUUUUUAAUGUAGAUAGUGGGAUGUUCUGGUCAGAGUGAAACUAUAAAAUGAUUUCAAAGUUUAAGUUUAGAUGCAGAUUUGUUCUUUAUUGUGAGGCUGACUUGUCAUUUAACUCAGUUUUAUUGCAGGAGAAUUUUUUAACUUGGUUAGGUUAAAAGGACCAAAAACCGUUGGACUCCAUUUGAAGAUGUAUUUCUACAGAACUGGAGUUUGAUUUUUUUUAUCACCAGUUUGGUUGAACAAACAUGAAUAUUUCAUUCAGGAAACUUUUUAAAAGUCUAAAAAACACACUUUUUUAAGUUUUGAACUUUGUAUCUCAUGUUCUUACUUUCCUGCUGUUUAUACAUUUUUUUUAACACGCUGGCUCCAAAAAAAUACAUUACCGUAAAUAAACAUUUACUUUGUAGAAACAAACGAUUUAAUUUAGAUAUUAAAAAGUAAGCAUAUUAAAAAGUAAUUGUAAAUAUUUGAAUUACUCUGACAGCAGUUGUUGUACAUAUAUUUUUGUACAAUGUCUGAGUACUUUUGUGAAACUCUGUUCUGGUUUUCUACAUUCAAAUUGUACAUUAAACACUUGUUUAAUAAAUUCUUUUUUUCUUGA